AUGGAAGACUUCCAUCGCCCAACGGGAGAUAAUUUUCCCAAGUUAUUCGAGGCUUUUGUCUUAUUAUCGCCUCGCAAAGUUGGUAUUACUUGUCGCACCGCAUUGAAUAUGGAAGAAGUGUGUCACCUCGGGCUUACGUUUCGAGAUGUUCGUCUAACGUUCAACCCGGUCAGGACGGCAAAAUGG
This is a messenger RNA of Paramuricea clavata, 186 nucleotides long. NCBI's taxonomy places the organism in Eukaryota, Metazoa, Cnidaria, Anthozoa, Malacalcyonacea, Plexauridae. The record is from the annotation of a GenBank genome assembly.